UUUUGAUACAUACUAGUACUCUUAACACAUGUCUAUAGUUCACUUCAUACACGUGCCUAUGUUUGCACGAUGACCACAGCAAAGUGUACCUUGAGUCCUGUCUCAAACAAUGGUCUUCCUGUGCUGUUUGAACAACAGAGGAGGUUAGCCAAUGACAUAACACAUUGUGCCUGGCCAUGUGGAUCACCCCACUAUGCCUACCCUCACCUGAGGGGAAGUGUUGUCAUGUUUCCUGUCCUUGUCUCUGUCCUUCACAUUCUUAGUUAUUAGACAAGUUUAUACAUGUACAUUGUACUAUAGCCUCCUAGGCACUCAUUGUGUUUGGAACAGAAUGAGAACUUACAUGUAGUGCAUUGAAUCAGCUGUCAGGCAACUGUAUCCAGACUCACAUCCACUGAAUCCAGACAUGGCUAAGGUACAACAGAGAACGAGAAUGCCCAGCGGCAGUGAGACGUUGGUCCUUGAGAGGGAUCCUCAACUUGAAGACGUCAAAUUUGCCAACGGAGCGAGUAGUCCCAUCAAGCCAGGACAAUGGGGUCGAGCAUGGGAGGUCAACUUGUUUACCUACGUUGGUGUUCUGCUCCUCUUGACUGCCUGUCCCCUGCUGGUUCUGUACUUCUACAUUGCCUGUGACAAGUACCAGUGUUCCCUGACCACCCCACUACUGGAGGUCUACCAUGGAGAGGCUACCCUACACGACCUGUGGUUGAAGGCACCGGCCAUGACAGCCAAAGCCUGGAAAGUUGGCGCCAUCUGGCUAAUGUGGCAGAUUUUUCUCUACGUUGGCCUACCCGAUGUUUUCCACAAGAUAAUUCCCGGCUAUGUAGGAGGCGUACGUCCUGGCGCACGAACACCAGCUGGCCUGGUUAACGACUACAACGUCAACGGCCUCCAAGCCUGGGCAAUAACCCACAUAGUAUUCUUUGCCAAUGCCUUUUACUUCCAUUGGUUCUCACCAACCAUUAUUUUUGAUAACUGGGGGGGUCUUCUCUGGGUUGCAAACACUAUGGGGUAUGCGGUAUCUAUUUUUGCCUUUGUCAAAGCUCAUUACUUCCCAACUUGUGCAGCAGAUAGAAAAUUCAGCAGCAACUUCGUCUAUGACUUCAUGAUGGGGGUUGAAUUCAACCCUCGUAUUGGAAAGUGGUUUGAUUUCAAACUGUUCUUCAACGGCCGUCCUGGUAUCGUUGCCUGGACCCUGAUCAACCUCUCUGCAGCAUUCAAGCAAUAUGAACUAUACGGACAUGUCACCAACUCCAUGAUUCUGGUAAACGUGCUGCAAGCCAUGUACGUCAUGGACUACUUCUGGAAUGAGCACUGGUACCUGCACACGAUAGACAUCUGCCAUGACCACUUUGGCUGGUACCUUGGCUGGGGAGACUGUGUGUGGCUGCCAUGGAUGUAUACUCUGCAGGGCCAGUAUCUGGUGUACAACCCUGUACAGCUGUCAACCUUCCACUGCCUGGCCAUGUGGGGGCUUGGCCUCGGCGGCUACUACAUCUUCCGCGCCGUCAACCGACAGAAGGACCUGUUCCGCCGCACCGACGGAAACUGCCUCAUCUGGGGGAAGCCUCCGAAGUACCUGCAGUGUUCCUACAUCUCCUCCGACGGGAAGAGGCACCAGAGCAAGCUUCUGCUGUCGGGUUGGUGGGGCCUGGCACGACACUUCAACUACACCGGCGACCUGAUGGGCUGCCUGGCCUACUGCAUGUCCUGUGGGUUUGGCCAUCUCCUGCCGUACUUCUACAUCGUCUUCAUGCUCAUCCUCCUCAUCCAUCGCUGUCUCCGAGACGAGGAGCGAUGUCGCUCAAAGUACGGGAAUCAGUGGGACAAGUAUGAGUCCCUAGUGCCAUAUAGGCUGCUUCCUGGCGUCUUUUAAACUACCUUUGUCCUUCCAAAACUUCUGAAAAGUUCCUAAAUAAAUAGUACACUGACCACAGUGAAAUAUGUCUUCCAGUCCCUUGUACAUUUGAAGGUAAAGUUCCUUUGACAGUCUUUUCUAACCAACAAUCCAGCAACCUUCAGCUGCCUUCAGUAUGGCAAAAAAGAGUUGUUCAAUUUUCUUUCAAUUGAUUUAAGAACAUGAGGAAGCUAUUCACUGUAGUCCUUCGUACUGUUCUGUACCUAGCCUGAUGUGUUAUUUGCUCUUACUUCAAAAUUUUUCCAAAGGCCUCAACCUUUUCCCAAAACGCCAACUUAGGGGGCUUUCAAAUCAGCCCAAGGAUAUUCUUGAUAAAUACAAAUACUGCAUGUAUACAGGUUUAAGUACAAAAAUGUAUUAAGAUGCAUUGGUUACUAAUGCAUUAUGAAUUUUUAUUGAUGAUUCAACAAACAAAACUUCGGACAAGGCCAGUAAAGCUUGCCAGAGAUGUCAAUGAUUAGAAAAAUUGUGGAUUCAGCCAGUAUGUAUAGCCAAAUUAAGCUUAUAAGUCUUCACCCAGGUUACACAAACCUGAAGAUGUGCAAUUUGUUGUGAUAUAGGCAUAUGCUUGAUUUUUUGUUGCUAUGCAAUGGUAGUACCUUGGUUAUGAAGCCAUAGACCUCAUACCUCAACUUGAGACAUUUUGAGUUAGAUGAUAUCAAAAUAUAAAGAGUUUCUUCCUACAUACACACAUGUUCAUUGUGUACUUGGCAGCAUUGACUAUUCAAAACUAUAUGCAAGAUGGUUCUGUUGCCAUUUUCAAUUUCUUGAGGGCUCAGAUGUUAGCUGGUAAGUCAACAGUCUUUCCCCCCUUUU
Branchiostoma belcheri (Belcher's lancelet) is the source of this 2734-nucleotide messenger RNA. RefSeq names its product 7-dehydrocholesterol reductase-like. Gene Ontology annotation, cellular component: endoplasmic reticulum membrane. Gene Ontology annotation, biological process: cholesterol biosynthetic process; brassinosteroid biosynthetic process. NCBI's taxonomy places the organism in Eukaryota, Metazoa, Chordata, Leptocardii, Amphioxiformes, Branchiostomatidae. The record is from RefSeq and is a predicted model, not a curated record. Gene Ontology annotation, molecular function: 7-dehydrocholesterol reductase activity. Bases 407 to 1876 code for a protein of 489 amino acids. The transcript has 5 exons.